AUGGCUGAAUUCUCCUCUCUUGGGCUUCUCUUCCUGUGUCAGCUCUUGGCCACCACCUCAGCUCAGAGGAUAGGACCACAAGGCCCUCCUGGACCUCGAGGACCCCCUGGCCCAUCUGGCAAGGAUGGCAUAGAUGGAGAGCCAGGCCCUCCUGGUUUGCCAGGCCCAUCAGGGCCAAAAGGUGCACCAGGGAAGCCUGGGGCAGCUGGUGAAGCUGGACUGCCUGGCCUUCCUGGAGUGGAUGGUUUAACAGGAACAGAUGGCCCACCUGGCCCAAAUGGGCCUCCAGGAGACCGUGGUGCAUUAGGACCUGCCGGGCCGCCUGGACCAGCUGGCAAAGGACUACCAGGACCUCCAGGACCUCCAGGACCCAGUGGGCUCCCAGGUGGAAAUGGAUUUCAGGGUCCUCCUGGACCUUUUGGUCUGCCAGGAUUCCCAGGGCCUCCUGGACCACCUGGACCUCCUGGGCUUCCAGGCACCCUUCCUGAUGCUGGUGGGGACCUUCAGUGCCCAGCUCUGUGCCCACCAGGUCCUCCAGGUCCCCCAGGAAUGCCAGGCUUCAAGGGACACACUGGUCACAAAGGAGAACCUGGUGAAAUAGGCAAAGAAGGAGAGAAGGGCAGCCCUGGCCCUCCUGGUCCUCCUGGCAUUCCAGGCAGCGUUGGCCUCCAGGGCCCAAGAGGACUACGAGGCCUCCCUGGGCCGAUGGGUCCAGCUGGUGACAGAGGUGACAUUGGUUUCCGAGGGCCACCUGGAAUCCCAGGACCUCCAGGGAAAGCUGGAGACCAAGGAAACAAAGGACCUCAAGGAUUCAGGGGGCCCAAAGGUGACACUGGCAGACCUGGACCAAAAGGAAACCCAGGGGCUCGUGGACUCAUAGGAGAACCUGGCAUGCCUGGCAAGGAUGGGAGGGAUGGAGCUCCUGGACUCGAUGGUGAGAAGGGUGAUGCAGCUCGCGUGGGUGCUCCUGGAGAGAAGGGACCCAACGGACUGCCCGGCCUGCCUGGAAGAGCAGGUAUUAAAGGCUCAAAGGGUGAACCAGGCAGUCCUGGGGAGAUGGGAGAGGCAGGACCCUCUGGAGAGCCAGGCAUCCCUGGCGAUGUGGGUGUUCCUGGGGAGAGAGGUCUGCCAGGACCCAGAGGAGCAACUGGACCACUUGGUCUUCAAGGCCCAAUAGGAGCCCCUGGUGUCAGAGGUUUCCAGGGUGCCAAAGGUGCCAGCGGUGAACCCGGCCUUCCCGGCCCAACUGGAAUCCGUGGAGAGUUGGGUGACAGGGGUCCUACUGGUGUUCCUGGUCCCAAAGGUAACCAGGGCAUUGCUGGAGCAGAUGGCCUCCCAGGGGACAAAGGAGAACUGGGUCCCUUUGGUCCCCCUGGCCAAAAAGGAGAGCCAGGAAAAAGAGGAAAACUCGGUCCCAAAGGUGCCCAAGGACCCAAUGGGACAGCUGGAGUACCAGGGAUCCCAGGGCAUCCAGGGCCCAUGGGCCAUCAGGGGGAACGAGGUAUCCCUGGCAUCACGGGGAAACCGGGGCCUCCGGGCAAAGAGGCCAGUGAGCAACACAUAAGAGAACUCUGUGGGGAAAUGAUAAAUGAUCAGAUUGCACAGCUGGCUGCUAACCUGAGGAAGCCCUUGUCUCCAGGAAUGACGGGUCGGCCCGGCCCAGCUGGACCCCCAGGUCCUCCUGGAGCCCCGGGAAGCAUCGGGCAUCCUGGGCCUCGUGGUCCCCCUGGCUACAGAGGGCCAACAGGAGACCUUGGUGAUCCUGGUCCCAGAGGUGACACUGGUGAAAAGGGAGAUAAAGGACCUGUCGGUCAAGGUAUUGAUGGGCCUGAUGGUGAUCAAGGACUUCAAGGACCCCCUGGUGUACCUGGAAUUACUAAAAACGGUCGUGAUGGGGCUCAGGGUGAACCGGGGCUCCCCGGGGAUCCUGGCAGCCCCGGCACUAUCGGGGCGCAGGGAACGCCGGGGAUCUGCGACACGUCGGCUUGUAUGGGAGCUGUUGGAGCAGCAACGUCCAAAAAGUCAUAAAAGAGCAGUACAACAAGUGGAGAAGUGAC
This is a messenger RNA of Colius striatus (speckled mousebird), 2057 nucleotides long. RefSeq names its product collagen type IX alpha 3 chain (gene COL9A3). Bases 1 to 2028 code for a protein of 675 amino acids. Lineage: Eukaryota; Metazoa; Chordata; Aves; Coliiformes; Coliidae. The record is from RefSeq and is a predicted model, not a curated record. The transcript has 32 exons.